Molecule: messenger RNA, 1324 nt
Organism: Sesamum indicum (sesame)
Lineage: Eukaryota; Viridiplantae; Streptophyta; Magnoliopsida; Lamiales; Pedaliaceae
Source: RefSeq, a predicted model, not a curated record
CUCCUCAUUCCUGCCAACUUUUGCUUCUUUCUCAAUACAGAAAGAAUAAAAACGACUCUUCUUUCUCCUAUUACGAUAACUGCCACCGCCACCACCGCCAUCAUCGCCACUAAAACCGUGGCAACCACCCCACCCCGUCUGCGGAAGAUAUAUAGACAAAACGAGAAGGAAAGAUAUAAAUUCUGAAAAAAAAAAUCAUGGUUCUUGAAACUGUAGUUGAUCAUCAUCCGAAUUCGUCUUUCAUGGCAAGUUUCCUCCGGCAGUGCGGUGGCUACGCGGUUAUAGACGGUGGACUUGCGACGGAGCUAGAGCGCCACGGCGCUGACCUCGAUGAUCCACUGUGGAGUGCGAAGUGCCUCAUAAACUCACCUCAUCUCAUUAGAAGGGUUCACCUGGAUUACCUUGAAGCUGGAGCAAACAUCAUUAUAUCUGCAUCUUAUCAGGCCACUCUUCAGGGUUUUGAAGCCAAGGGACUUUCCAGGAAAGAAGGAGAAGCCUUGCUGGUAAAAAGUGUGAAAAUAGCGUGUGAGGCUCGGGAUAUUUACUACGACAGGGCCACCAAGGGCUCCUGGGACAUUUCUGGAGAUGUACUAACGCGACAACAGCGUCCUGUUUUGGUUGCUGCAUCGGUCGGAAGCUAUGGAGCUUAUUUAGCUGACGGGUCCGAAUAUAGUGGGGUUUAUGGAGACAACAUUGGUUUAGACACACUGAAAGAUUUUCACCGUAGGAGAGUUCAGGUUUUGGCUGAGUCAGGGGCUGACCUGAUUGGCUUCGAGACCAUUCCAAAUAAGCUGGAAGCUAAGGCAUAUGCAGAGCUUCUUGAGUUCUCUUCCAAAGACGGCAUCAAUGUGGUUAGUGGCGAUCCAAUUCAAGAUUGUGCGUUGAUUGCCGACUCGUGUGAGAAGGUUGUUGCAGUUGGAGUCAACUGUACCCCGCCAAGAUUCAUUCAUGGGCUGAUCCAAUCAAUUCAAACGGUGACUGCCAAACCAAUUCUUGUAUAUCCCAACAGCGGCGAGACUUAUGAUGCCAGCAGAAAGGAAUGGGUGCCAUCAACUGGAGUGAAAGACGUAGAUUUCGUAUCAUAUGUUGGGAAAUGGCGCGAGGCUGGUGCUUCUCUAAUUGGAGGGUGUUGUAGAACUACACCAAACACCAUUAGAGCCAUUUCCAAGACUCUUUCAAGUUCUGCUGUAAGGACCUGAUUUGGGAGAGAAGACAAGUUGCUCAACUUUGUGCUUUGUAUCUGUUCCGACCACAUUAAGUUUCCGAGCUUAUGUAUGAACCUUAUGAAACGAGCAAUAAAACUGUAUGAUAUUUGUUUCCUUUA